AUGUUAGCUACAAAAUUUUUACCAACCAAAAUUGGAAGAGAAAGUACUUCUCGAAAUGGACUAUUAUGGCAACAAUUUUUAUUAGACAACAAUAAUGCAACUAAAACACUUUCACCUGACAUUAUAACAAUCAUACAAGAUCCUUAUUUUUGGAUUCAAUUAUAUGAACUUCAAAAUUUAUUAUUUCCAUUAUGUAGUAUUUUAAAUAAGCUCCAAAAGGAUAUUGCACAAUGGAAACAGCCCUUACUUCUUUUGUUAUUUGUUUUACACUCAAAAUAUAGACUCUCUAAAUUUUCUUCUAAUGUUUCAGGUCUCUCUUAUUCACAUUUUGAUGUAACACGAAAUAAAUUGACAGAGUCUUCUUUACUGAAAAGUAAUAAUGAAGAAACUGAUUUAUUAGUUUCAAAUGAUUUAUCAAUUCAAUUAAGUGAAAUUACUAAGAUGAAUAAUAAAGAUGUAGUUGAUGAUAUUAAAGAAAAUUGGUCACAUAUGAUGAAAAACCUGAUUAGUUCAUUGGAUAGUGAGAAUUGUUUAGAUAAUAGUAAUGUUGUAGAUAGUAAACCACUUGAAUUUGAAUUGCAUGGGCAUAUUAUUCAUCCAGUAGAUAAUCUAUCAGCCAAAUGGAGUUUGUUGGAAUUAUUUGAUGAUUCAUUAGAAGCACCUGUUUCUUUUGUUCAUUAG
Molecule: messenger RNA, 681 nt
Organism: Cetraspora pellucida
Lineage: Eukaryota; Fungi; Glomeromycota; Glomeromycetes; Diversisporales; Gigasporaceae
Source: the annotation of a GenBank genome assembly